GCUUCUUGGUUGAUAGUUUCCACCAUGGCAGACAAGAAAGAACCCGGGAUUACAGAGAGUGGGAGCAGCGACACCUUGGCUGCAUUGAUUGAAGAGGACCACCAGCAUGAAAUUCAGCUGCGGACCAUGUCGUGGCAAAAGGCCGCGUGGCUCUUGGCUGGUGAACAAGUGUGUCUGGCCAUCAUGGCGCAGUCCUGGUCUUUCUCGGUUCUUGGAUGGGUCCCUGGGAUCCUGACGUCGGUCAUUUCCGGCAUUCUGUUCUGGAUCACUUCGAUCACCAUGCAUCAGUAUAUCAUGAAGCAUCCACACAUCACAAAUAUCUGCGACUUUGGAUACUAUGUCUUCGGAGGGACUCGUGUCGCCUAUGAAUUCAGCGGAUUCAUGCUCCUGGCCAACAACAUCAUGCUGAUCGGCUUCCACAUCCUGACCGGCUGCAAGAUCUUGAACACGCUCUCCGAUCAUUCGCAGUGCAGCGUCGUCUUCUCGGUGAUUGUAACCAUUCUGGGGAUUUUGUUGUCCGCACCACGUACCCUCCGCCAGGUCUCGUCCAUGUCGAUUUUCUCUUCCGCGUGUAUGGGCAUCUCGAUUCUGCUCUUCCUCGUCUUUGCUGGGAUUGAAUCCGCCCCUCUUUACGGAUAUGACGGCGACUAUCCCACCGCAGGCCUCGUGCACACAUAUGCGUUUCCCCUGCCAGGAACAACAUGGGUGGACUGCAUGAACGCUGUGCUGAACAUCACCUUCCUCUGGGUCCCGCAGAUCCUGUUCCCCACGUUCAUUUCCGAGAUGGAACGACCCCAGGAUUUCCCAAAAUCUCUGGCGGUGUUGACGGCUCUAUCCAGCAUCCUCUUCAUCAUCCCGCCUGCGAUCGGAUUCCGCUAUCUGGGACAGUACUCCACGGCACCUGCGUUCGGCAGUCUCGGCGUGGAAACGUACAAAAAGGCCUCCUUUGCGUUUGUGAUUGUGCCGACAUUGAUCAUCGGGGUCAUCUAUGCCAACGUCACGGCGAAGUUUGUCUAUUCCCGCAUCCUCGGCACCUCACGACACACACACAGCCACACAGUCACCGGGUGGAGCGUGUGGGCUGUCCUCCUCGUCUUCAUCUGGGGGCUCGGCUUCAUUUUCGCAGAGGUUAUUCCCAGCAUGGGCGACUUUCUGUCGCUGCUGAGUGCUGCGUUUGACUCCUUCUUCGGCUUUAUCUUCUUUGCGGCCGCGUAUUGGCAGCUCUACCGGGGACGGCUCUUUACUGGGGUCUGGAGAAGCAUCAUGACGCUUAUCCAUCUGUUGGUACUUGCCUGCGGUCUCUUUCUGCUGGGUCCGGGGCUGUAUGCAGCUGUCAAAGCGAUUAUUGCGGAUUAUUCGGGCAGUGUCACUCCAGCGUUUACCUGUGCCGAUAAUUCACUAUAGCAUAGCACCUGCUUUCUCUAGUGAUAGGUUCUAGAGUAAACACUAUAUAUAACCUCUAUUACUUUAUAACCUAAUGACCUAUAAUCAUAUUUAAUAGUGC
Penicilliopsis zonata CBS 506.65 is the source of this 1504-nucleotide messenger RNA. RefSeq lists its product as hypothetical. Gene Ontology annotation, biological process: amino acid transmembrane transport. Gene Ontology annotation, molecular function: amino acid transmembrane transporter activity. The record is from RefSeq and is a predicted model, not a curated record. The coding region runs from base 25 to 1404 and encodes 459 amino acids. Gene Ontology annotation, cellular component: vacuolar membrane. The transcript has 4 exons. NCBI's taxonomy places the organism in Eukaryota, Fungi, Ascomycota, Eurotiomycetes, Eurotiales, Aspergillaceae.